Messenger RNA from Melanotaenia boesemani (Boeseman's rainbowfish), 1131 nucleotides. It is a transcript of the gene coq7, whose product is annotated as coenzyme Q7 homolog, ubiquinone (yeast). Gene Ontology annotation, molecular function: 3-demethoxyubiquinol 3-hydroxylase activity. The transcript is spliced from 6 exons. Gene Ontology annotation, cellular component: nucleus; mitochondrial inner membrane. Gene Ontology annotation, biological process: regulation of reactive oxygen species metabolic process; ubiquinone biosynthetic process; regulation of gene expression. Lineage: Eukaryota; Metazoa; Chordata; Actinopteri; Atheriniformes; Melanotaeniidae. The record is from RefSeq and is a predicted model, not a curated record. Bases 79 to 744 code for a protein of 221 amino acids.
UCCAUCCUCUGACGCUCAAUGUCAGCUCGUACAUAUUUUCUUUUCUAAUACUGGUAGUUCAAACAUCCAGUAACUACCAUGCAAAGAGCUGCACAAACGGUUUUCUGUGGCCGGUCUAAUGCUGUCGGCCCAGCGAUGAUUCGCCACAGCUUAAAAUGUAGAGGGCUCAUUCAGCAUGACUGUCGUGCUUACAGUGUUAUUCCACCUCCAUGCGAUGAUGAGGAGAAGGAGAUGGUGCACCAGAUGCUGCGUGUGGACCAUGCAGGCGAAUAUGGUGCUAACCGCAUCUAUGCUGGACAGAUGGCAGUGUUAGGUAGAUCAAGGACUGGACCUCUCAUCCAGCAAAUGUGGGAUCAAGAAAAGAAGCAUCUAGCAAAAUUCAACGAAAUCCUUGCUGAGAACAGAGUUCGGCCCACGGCACUGCUACCUCUCUGGAACAUUGCUGGGUUUGUAUUAGGGGCAUCCACUGCAUUGCUGGGUAAAGAGGGGGCCAUGGCCUGCACUGUGGCUGUGGAGGAGAGUAUCUCAGAACACUACAACAGCCAGAUCAGAGUUCUGAUGGAAAGAGACCCAGAAAAAUAUACUGAACUGUUACAGCUCAUAAAGGAAUUUAGAGAUGAUGAAAUGGACCAUCAUGAUACGGGGCUGGAGCAUGAUGCUGAAUCAGUGCCUGGAUACUGGCUACUAAAAAACGUAAUACAGCUGGGUUGCAAAGCUGCCAUAUAUGUUUCCCAACGUGUCUAAGUCUGUAUUUAAAACAAAAAAAAAUGUUUUGAUAUUUUGACUGAGUUUCUGUUGAGCUCAUUUGAAAUGGCCGUUGAUGAAUGAACGUCUUUGUAAAGCAACACAUUGUUUUACUUUUACCAGAUAAAAUGUGUUAUCUGACACAGUAAACAGCAACAUGUACUGUUUUCUGAAUGACAUACUUCUGGUUACUUUGCACUGUUUUUAACACAUGACGUCUGUUGAAGUAUGCAAGUUGAGAUGAUUCUUGCUGUCAUAAUCGACUUUAGUUCUAUUUUCUGAAUGCAAAUGUUUAAUAUUUGUGUUGCAGUUGUACUGCUGAGAGGUGACCUGUCUGAAAAGGGAAGUUACAGUGAAGUAAUUUUCAAAUAAAAGAAAUUCAUAUGA